Messenger RNA from Ipomoea nil (Japanese morning glory), 669 nucleotides. RefSeq lists its product as uncharacterized. The transcript is spliced from 2 exons. Bases 1 to 669 code for a protein of 222 amino acids. NCBI's taxonomy places the organism in Eukaryota, Viridiplantae, Streptophyta, Magnoliopsida, Solanales, Convolvulaceae. The record is from RefSeq and is a predicted model, not a curated record.
AUGGGUACCAGUUCAACCUUAGACAAAAUUCUGGAUUCUUAUCGCAAUCCUAUUGAUAAAAAAGGGCUGGGAUUUGAAAGUGGACAGUCCUCAAUGUCUGCACUUGUUUUUAUCAAAGAAGGAACAUUCAUUGGUAGUUCAGAACUCAGUUAUGAAAGGUGCCAAUCAUCGAGAUCAACUCAGUUUUAUCAGAAAGGAAGUGUGUCUAGUCUGAUCACUGAGGCUACAAGAUCAAAGGAAGGAAAAUAUCGGAACAUAUCUAUCACUCCUUUCACAAGACAAGUUUGUGUCAGAAAAUUAGAAGUAAUCUGCUAUCCCACAAUAGUACUGACUGCCACUAUGACUGAAGCAAGAUGGUAUUUCGAAAGUGGCUGUUCGAGAUAUAUGACUAGGAACGCUAAGUAUCUUAUGUGUGUACAACCAAGUAGUGGAUCAGUGAUUUUUGGGGACGGACAAAAGAGAAAGAUAGUUGGUAAAGGUAUUAUAAAUGUGUCGGGAUUGCCACAUCUGGACGAAGUUUACUUGGUCAGUGGCCUGAGAGCAAGCCUUAUUAGUAUCAGUCAGCUGUGUGAUCAGAAUUGGAAUGUGUGUUUCAAUCGAGACUGCUGUAGUGUCCGUGAUAAGGCAGAUGGAGUUGUAAGGGGAGGAACUCGUUCAUCUAACAAUUGA